UUUAUGGCUCAGCAGUAGGCGCACAUAAGGAAGUGAAAUUGUGUUGCAGGCUUUACGUGUCUGGACUUCAGUUUUAGUUUUCUUUUCAAGCUGUAGCUGGAACAGCCACAGACUCUCACAACAAGCAAGACGCCUUACGUUGUCUGGACUCUUUCCAAUGGCUGUCGUGUCUUAAAACACAAGGAGAGUUGGAUCAGGACUUGAGGACAUUUAUUUGGACUUUUUGCCUCCCUGUUUUGGAGUUAACCAAAUCUUUUCAUGGGGGAAACUCUCCCAAGGGCGGCAGGAGGGGCCCCGCAACACAGUGACACUGUGAGCAGACUGGUGCAGACUCUCAGGGUUAAGAUGGUCCUGCUGGGGAGCUCUGGUGUGGGAAAGUCCAGCCUGGCCUCGCGAUUUGGCAGGGACGAAUUCAGGAGUACAUCGCCCACUGUAGGCUGUGCCUACCUGACCCAGGUGGUGCAUCUAAAUGACGUCACUCUUCGCUUCGAAAUAUGGGACACGGCAGGCCAGGAAAAAUACCACAGCGUCACCCCGCUGUACUACAGGGGAGCCCACGUGGCACUUUUGGUCUAUGAUAUCACUCAAAGGGAAACAUUUCUCAGAGCUCAGGUGUGGCUCAGAGAGCUCGAGAAACAGUACAUCCCAGGAUCUACAGUCAUCUGGCUGGUAGGCAACAAAGGAGAUCUGGCUCACGAUCGGAAAGUGUCAGCGCAGGAAGGACAGAGUCUAGCCAGUAACGGGGGCUUGUACUUCACAGAGACCUCAGCCCUCUCUGGGGAUCAAGUCAACGAGCUGCUGCAAACUGUAGCCCACAGAGUGUACGAGUGCAUUGGAGCACAGCAGGGAGGUCUGACAGAGUGGCAGGAGACACCGACCGUGGACCUGUGCCACAGAGACAAAUUCAGUCCGGUUGCAUCCUGCUGCAAAUUUGGACCCUAAUCUGUCUGACCGGCAGUCGCUUUGCUGCCUUUUUUGUUGUUGUUGUUUUUCUCUGUCUGUGUCGAUUAUUUCAAAGCUGGGAUACGGAAAAGUUCAAUAAAACACUUGAGGAUUUUGGAAUUGGUCCUUUUCCCUUUUU
Messenger RNA from Archocentrus centrarchus (flier cichlid), 1081 nucleotides. Its product is annotated as ras-related protein Rab-17-like. The coding region runs from base 259 to 942 and encodes 227 amino acids. The record is from RefSeq and is a predicted model, not a curated record. Gene Ontology annotation, molecular function: GTPase activity; GTP binding. NCBI's taxonomy places the organism in Eukaryota, Metazoa, Chordata, Actinopteri, Cichliformes, Cichlidae. The transcript is spliced from 5 exons.